AUGAGUACUGAACGUUCUGGCCCCUCGGGGUCUGCGAAGAGUAAGUCGCGCUCGCGAAAUCGGCGCUACCAUAAGACGUCAAAAGACGCGUCUCUUUCGUUUCCGAUAAAGCGGAGUACAGCGGCCCUGCAGGAACCACCAUCGGUGUUUGAGAAAUCUCCAAUUUUGGAGCGUUUGUCGAAAAGGCCGUUUGCAAAACAAGCUACGCCCAGUCCAAAACGACCUCGUAAGAGCCCUACGAAUUCUAAAGAUGCGAAGAUCGAAAAGACUGGGGAUGUUGUUUACAGCAAGAAGGAUAAGUUAGGUGACGAAAGAGAUGAUACUGUUGUAACUAACGUCCAAAGUUCUCCAAAGGACCAGCGUCGUUCUCGUAAGAAGAAAAGAAGGGAUAAGGAACGUAAAAGGAGUAGCAAAAAACGCUUGGAUAGAAAAUCAAAUGAGGAGGAGGAGGAUGACGAUGGAAAAGAAGACAAGGCAGUAGCCCGAAAAGAUCGUAAAAGAAAGAUCACAAAGUCUCCGAUAUCGGACACACUGGUGGCUGCUUACAGUUCUGAUGGGGGUGAUGAGUCACACCCACCUAAACGCACUUCUCCAGCCACUCUUCCUCGUGCCCACGCCGCGUCCUCACCUGUUGUGCACAGCGAACGCAAAAAAAACCUAGCUUCUGCUUCCUCCCCAUGCGCUGCUGCACCCGCGCCUGUUACCAAGGUGACGAAAGGCACGGCUAAGUCAACUUGGGACUCCAGUGACAGCGAUUUUGAGGAGACAAUUGCCAAACCGUCAACCCCACCUUCCGCCGUUCAAAAGUCCGCUAAAACACCUGAAAGUAAUUGUGGGGUGGAGAAAACGCAGAAGGAUAGCAGUGUCUCACGUAAGCGUUCCCAUUCGCGUGGGCGCUCUCGCACCGCCUCCUCUGGCAGUGCGUCUUCCUCUUCCUGUUCGUCACGCCGACGAAGCUAUUCCUCUCGGUCCUAUUCUUCUCGACGGAGGUCCUACUCCACUUCGUCUUCAGUCAGUAGCAGUAGUCGCAGUUCCUCUAGAUCUUACUCCCGUCGUAGACGUAGUCGACGUCGUCGACGACAUGGUCGUCGUCGUCAUCGUCGGUCCUCUACUCCCUCCUCUUACUCUCGAAGCUCUUACUCCCGUUCGUCGAGUAGAGGACGUGGAAGUAGAAGGCGGAGGUAUUCACGUAGCAGCGGCUCCUACCGAAGGAGAUCUUCAUAUCGAUCCUACUCCUCCCACAGCCGGCGCGGCCGCUAUACCUCUUCGGAGCGAUCUCGCACGCCAAACUCACGAGAUGCUUCUCGAACUCCGCCUCCUCCGGUGUGUCGUCGGACUGUGAAUCAACGCAACUCCGGUGGUGUCACGGCAGCUGGCGUGGUUAGUCCCGCAGAAACUCGCCUCUCUCGACCACUAGGAAACAAGGGCAGUUUCAUUCGUGGCCACAAACCCUCGGAAGCGGUUGCAGCGGCAGCUAGUGCAGCUGUUCGAAAGAUAACUGGACGGACAGAACCUAGUCCACCUUCUACACCACCAGCACUUCCGAAAACGGAGGAACCAGAAGUCAAGGAGGAGAGCAAUGAAGAGGAGGUAGAGGCCACAAAAGAACCUGAUUCUAACUACAUCGGUCCGCAGGUGCCCCCAGACAUGGCCAAAAAGCUGGGCUUGAGUGUGGACUCUUCGCCGCCUUUAAAGUCGACCAAUCCCACUGCACCGCCUAACAAUAACAAUAACGCCAGCAAUAAUGCUAAUAGCAACAACUGGAAGGCUCAUGUUGGUGCCAAAAGGAAAUCCGAGAGGGCAGUUAGUGAGGGCACAAAGAAGCAGGAGGAGAUCAAGGCAGAUUUUAUGACUCCACCCGAAAAGGAUGAUCAGUACAAAGCUCUGCAAGAACAGGCCAAAGAGCAUGUACGUCAGCAAAUGCAGCUCCAGGCGAGCCAGCAGCAGCAGCUUGCUGCCGCGGCGGCUGCUGUAGCCUCUGCGGCUGCUGUCCAGCCCGCCACUACGGCGUCGGUCGCCAUGCUACCUGCCACGGUCGGCCACUUCUCUGUGAUUGAUCAGUUGAGGCAGAGACAACAAAUCUGUCUCCUGUCCGGAGCUAUGGAUCAAGCGUUAGCCUUGGAGAACAUUAUUAGGCAACAUCAGCAAGUUGAGGCUGCCACUGCCUUGCAGCAGCAACAGCAGGCCUUGCAAAUGCUUGCUCUGCAACAACAUCAACAUAGCGCCAUUAUAGCAGCGCAGCAACAACAAGUUCAGCAGCACCAGGUACAAUCAGCUCAACAAGCAGCUCUACUCCUUGCUGCACAGCAGCAUCAAGCAGCUGCUGCCGCUGCUGCUUCCCAUGCUGACAGCACCGGUGCUGCCGCCGCCGCUGCCAUGAUCGCGGCGCAGCAGCAACAACAACAGGCUGUUAUUCAAACGAUUCUUCAACAAAGACAGCAACAGGCGCUGGCUGCUGCGGCUCAACAACAGCAGCAACAGCAGAUCCAAAUGCUCUUGCAAAUGAAGGUGCAGCAACAGGCAGCAGCUUAUGCCACCGCGGUGGCCGCGUCCUCUGCUACACCCGCCGUGGCGCCAUCCAACGCUGCCGCAGCUGCUGCUGCUCCCCCCGCCAGUGUUCCCGUAACGACGACUGCAGCAGCAGUAGCCAACACCAACUCGACAAACGGUGCUCUAUCAGCGUCUGAACCGCCUACUGGCUCUGAUGCCACCAAUUCGCAGUCUCCCACGAUGCUUGCUGCUAUGGCUGCGGCACAGAGAAAUCAAGCAUUCCAACAAGAGCAGCUUCAGAAACAGAUCAAUGCGGCCGCUAUGGUUUCCGCUAGUAUGGAACAUCUUGCAUCUGCUAUUGCCUUAGUGGUAAUAUACGAGCCAGAGCUCAAGUACUGGAAGCUUACUCUGCGCUGUGGCAUCGCCAACGUAGGCGACGCGUUCGUACCUGCAGUCGAAGGCGCUCAACGCGGUGUGGGUUCGUGUUGCGGGAGUUUUAGGCUGCUCGUGACAACUGAGAUCAACAUGUGGGCAAAAGCGGGUGAUUCGUGCCUCGUCUUUCCACCCACUGGGAUGGAAGGAGGGGGGGGCAAAUGCCUUGCAGGUUUGGUGUGUGCGAUGGUCCAGCAGGGCAUGAUGGCGCGGGAGUCGCGUGGAGUGGGAUGGGCUGGCGGGGUAGGUUCGGUUCACCAGCCUGUUGAUGUAAACGUGGUGCCUCCCGAUAAUAAGGUGUUUUGGAAGCGUGUUUGUGAGCCUUCAUUUCGGCAAUCUGGGUGGGAGCGCGACGUUGAUGAUGUAUCCACCUGCUUGUCCUCAACUGCUUUGUCCGCUUCUCCAAACCCCUUGCUGAGUGUUAAGGUCGGAGGUCUUAGUCCCCUCUCUUUUGUGCAGCUAACCGGUGGGGUGGCCACCGGGAUGGCUUUGACACAACAGCAACAGCAGCGUCAGCAGCUGCUUGCCCUCCAGGCGGCGGCUGUGGCCGCACAACAGCAACAGCAGCAACCCGCGACAGCUCCACAGCCGGCCACGUCACCCAACAGCCUCUCGUCCGCUGUGCAACAGCAACUCGCGGCAGCCGCGCUCUACCAGCAACAGCAGGUGCAGAGUCAGCAGCAGCAACAACAACACGCGGUCGCCUUGUUGUUUGCUGCUCAACAGUCCCGAAUGCUUCGGCCCUCGUAG
Molecule: messenger RNA, 3672 nt
Organism: Echinococcus granulosus
Lineage: Eukaryota; Metazoa; Platyhelminthes; Cestoda; Cyclophyllidea; Taeniidae
Exons: 12
Coding region: 1-3672 (1223 amino acids)
Biological process (GO): regulation of transcription by RNA polymerase II
Cellular component (GO): nucleus
Molecular function (GO): transcription cis-regulatory region binding
Source: RefSeq, a predicted model, not a curated record